Talaromyces atroroseus is the source of this 1416-nucleotide messenger RNA. RefSeq names its product Actin-related protein 4. The transcript is spliced from 3 exons. Gene Ontology annotation, cellular component: SWI/SNF complex; NuA4 histone acetyltransferase complex. Gene Ontology annotation, molecular function: chromatin binding. Bases 1 to 1416 code for a protein of 471 amino acids. The record is from RefSeq and is a predicted model, not a curated record. NCBI's taxonomy places the organism in Eukaryota, Fungi, Ascomycota, Eurotiomycetes, Eurotiales, Trichocomaceae. Gene Ontology annotation, biological process: regulation of transcription by RNA polymerase II.
AUGAAUCCCUCUAUUCCACCUUCGACCGCAGAAUACGGCGGAGAUGAGGUGUCGGCCAUUGUGUUAGAUCCUGGCUUCUCGACAACGCGCGCUGGCUUUGCCGGCGAAGACACGCCCAAAUCCGUUGUCCCAACUUAUUACGGAAAAUACCCCGGUGACUCAGAAAAAUACAUUUUUGGAGAUGAUAUUUUCGUAAUCCCGCGACCGGGCGUUUCGGUUCACAACCCGUUCAACAGGGAUGGCGUGGUGGAAGAUUGGGAAACGUCCCAGAAACUCUGGGAAUACUCGUUCAAGUCUCGAUUGACGGGUGCCAAACCGGGGAAUCCCAUGUACAAUGGCCUCAACGAUGCACCCGAGGGCGAAAUUUCAGCUGAGAUGGAAGGAGUCGAGACGGAAGAAAAGCCUCUGGCGGAUAGUCCUCUCUUAAUGACGGAAAGCGGCUGGAAUCCCAUAAAGGCACGAGAAAAGACUAUUGAGAUUGCCAUGGAGAACUGGGGAACACCGGCAUUCUAUCUCGCGAAGAACGGUGUACUUGCAGCUUUUGCGGCUGGUAAAGCCUCCGCGCUAGUGAUUGAUAUCGGUGCUUCAAACAUUUCAAUAACGCCUGUUCAUGAUGGAAUGGUGCUCAAACGUGGUGUCCAACACUCCCCUCUCGGCGGUGACUAUAUUUCGGCUCAGAUUCGAGCACUGUUCAAAUCCAACUCCCCUCAGCCAAUUACUAUCACUCCGCAUUACCUGAUUUCAUCCAAAACCGCAGUUGAAGCUGGACAGCCAGCUCAAGCGACUUACAAAACUUUCCCAGCAGACAAGGCCCCAGACGCCUCGUACAGGAAGCUACUAGAAGACCGAACUCUGACCGAGUUCAAGGAAUGCGUCGUGCAGGUGUGGCCUGGCCCGAACAAACUCUCAUCCAUCGGCCCCAACGGCAUCUCAAAUGAAGAUAUGGCCCGAGGCACCCCUGGCCGACCAUUCGAGUUCCCCGAUGGAUACAAUCAAACCUUUGGUGCAGAGCGGUAUCGCGUCACCGAGUCCCUCUUCGACGCAAAGGCAUACAUCCAAGACCCCGACUCCGAGUUCCCAGCACCCACCCCAGCGCAAACAAUCCCAGAGCUUAUCAAGAAUUCCCUCAACGGAGUCGAUGUCGAUAUCAGACCGCAUCUAUUACAGAAUGUGGUCGUCACCGGCGCAUCCAGCCUUCUGUACGGCUUCAAUGACCGGCUCAAUCAAGAACUGAUGCAAAUGUUCCCAAGCCCGCGAGUCCGCAUAUCGGCUCCUGGAAACACCGCCGAGAGACGCUUUGGCUCCUGGAUUGGCGGAAGUAUCCUGGCUAGCUUGGGCACGUUUCACCAAAUGUGGAUUUCGAAGAAGGAGUACGAUGAGCAUGGUCCUAACAUUGUUGAGAAGCGGUGCAGAUGA